This is a messenger RNA of Galeopterus variegatus (Sunda flying lemur), 1296 nucleotides long. Its product is annotated as protein THEMIS3-like. Lineage: Eukaryota; Metazoa; Chordata; Mammalia; Dermoptera; Cynocephalidae. The record is from RefSeq and is a predicted model, not a curated record. Gene Ontology annotation, biological process: T cell receptor signaling pathway.
AUGAACUCAUCAGCUGUGCUUCUUUUCAAACUAACUCCGUUCUUGGAAGAUCGCAUAUUCAGUGUCCCAGGUGAAAUCCACGGUGCCAUCCCCUCCAGUUUGGACAUACAUGUUACUGACAUUACAGGCUUAGGAAGUAGGCCCUUUAAAACCAUGACAAUGAGACAAAUAUACAGUAUGGAAAAAAGCAAAUUCCCACUGAGAAUUAAAGUAAUGAGUGUGGUCCUUGCAGAGAACAAAACAGGCACAAUCAGGCCCUUUCUGUUUAAGCAUGGGCAGAUUUCCCGAGGAAAGAGAAGGUGGCAUUUUCUCAUCCUGUACUAUCAGGGCAUGGACUUUGGGAGAAGUUGGUAUUGUAACUUGGUUUCUGGUGUCACUGUGGCUAUGCAAAGUGGGCAGGUCCAUUUCCCAUUUUCCAGAGACUAUACUUCCCAAAUGGAGCCACUUGCAUCACUCACAGCCAGCGAGUGUUUGAAGAGUGUGGUUUCUGCUGAAAUCCAGGGUGAGCUACACAGAGUAGAGGUCCUAAAGUACCAGAAUAUUACCCCCAAAGCUGAAGUCAAACUCCCCCCGUUCACAGGAGAGCUGCAUGAAGUCAGAAGACUCCCAUGCCAUGGCACAGUACUCAGCCUAGAUCCUUCCAUGGCCAGAGACCCUCUGUAUGGAAAUGAGGAUCUGAGAAUUGAAAAUGCCAUCAUUGAACAAUGCCUCACAGCCAAAGAUGGAGCUUUAGAACCUGAUCCUGCCCUGGAAGGUGCAGCCCCAGGAGACACAGGAUCUCCCACCACCACUGUGGGCCAAAUCGGAGGCCCCGGGGGGCUGGGACCCGCGUCGGGGCGGCGGUGUCAGGCCCUGCGGGACGACAGAGUGGACGCGCGCCUGCGGAGGCCAGAGCCGCCUCCUCGAGAGUGGGGGAGAUGUCUACAGACAAGAGGACAGACCUCAGCGGACACAUGUCGGUGGACCGCGGGCACCGAAGGUCAGAAGAGCCAGAAGGGUGACAGGGAGCGGGCAGCACCCCGAGGGACCCGAGAAGCCGCGGGCGGGUUGGAGGGGCAGCGCCAGCUCCCGGCAGGGGUGAAACCCUCUCGAGAGUCAGCCGGACGCGCUUCCGCGCCCUUCCUCCGGAGGGCCCCGUUCCAGGGUGGUCCUCGCUGCGGCGUUCCCAAGCAGCCGGCUGCAGCGAUCCCAGGCGCCGCGACCUCUCUCCAGGUUAGAGAGCCGGAGGGCAGCGCGGUGCGGAACCCGCCCCGGCCCGCCCCUCUCCUCCCCCCUGCCCGGGAGGCGAUUGGUUGA